GACCCCGCCAGCCGCCUCGGGCGCUGCCGAGUGCUGCCGCGCACGCCGUCGUAAAGCCCGCGGGGCGCGCGAGGCCGCGCGUGCGCAGAGAGCGCCUGCCGUAAAGCGCGGCAGGAAAGAUGGCGGCGCGGCGGGCGGGUUGUGCCUGGGCGUGGGGCCUCCUCAGCUGGGCGCGCCCGGAGAGGUUGUUAGCGUCUGGUAGUGUUUUCCCUCUGUCAUGCAUCCACACAAGCGCACCUCUGGAGAAACUUGGGAAGUGGGAGAGAAAGAACAGGAUUGUUUACCCUCCACAGCUGCCUGGAGAACCUCGUAGACCAGCUGAAAUAUAUCACUGUCGUCGGGAAAUAAAAUACAGCAAGGAUAAGAUGUGGUAUUUGGCAAAACUGAUAAAAGGAAUGUCCAUUGACCAGGCUCUAGCUCAGUUGGAAUUCAAUGAUAAAAAGGGAGCAAAGGUGAUCAAAGAGGUUCUGUUAGAAGCUCAGGAAAUGGCAGUAAGAAAUCAUAAUGUGGAAUUCAAGUCGAAUUUAUAUAUAGCUGAGUCGCUGACAGGCAGAGGCCAGUAUGUGAAGCAGAUCCGUUACCAUGGCAAAGGCAUGUUUGGCAUCAUGAAAAUCGUCAGGUGCCAUUACUUUGUGAAGUUGGUGGAAGGUCCUCCUCCUCCUCCAGAGCCACUAAAGACUGGUUUUGACCAAGCAAAGGAAUAUGUGCAGCAGCUGCGAAAUAGAACCAUUACCCACACUCUAUGACAAACUCUUGUGACAUUAUGGGUAUUUCUCCUUUGACAACGUGGUUAUAUAAAAGAAUAAUUAAAGUCAUGUUUUAGUUUUGUUUUUGGUGCUGCUGGAACUGGAUGAUGCAAGAAUGAUCAUAAGCCUUUUUUCUUGUUCAGCCAUAAGUGUGGGGAAAAAAUCUUGGAAAAGCAGCAACAGAUGUUGCUUUUUUGAGUUACCACUGUAUUAAACAGUAUUAAAUACUCUGUCCCAGACUACCAAAUCUAGAACACACAGUGCAGUUACAAGGCUUAUGGAAAACUUUGAUUGUUCUCAAAUUCAUGCAGUUAGGUUUCAUUGGGUCAUGCAAACAUGUUCUUGACAGUCAUGUCAAGAUAGAGACUGAUCAAUAAAACUUCUAUAAUUUGGCAUCUUAAACUAGUUACAAUGGUACAACAAAAUUAGCAACAGAGUCUUAGCUGAGAUUAGCAGGCAAUCAGUUUAUGGUUUGUUUAUUUGGGCCAUAAUUUUUUUCCUUAUUUCCUCUGUUGUGCUUCUUAGACAUUGUAUCUGCAGGUGGGGAAGGAAGAGCUUGUUUUAAGUUCAGGUUUUGACAGUCAGUAGAUGGCAUUGUUUAGUUUGUUGGAGAGGAAAAUGGCAGUGAAAACUUACAGCACUUUGAACCACCCCUUCCCUUCCUGAUCUUUGCUAUGGCAUUAAUAGUCUGCUACAUGCAUGGAGUUCAGGCUGGUUUCUGGAAGCGCAGUAUGGAUAACGGGUAUAAUAUGGAGAAAAGCUUAUCCUGGUGAAGAGUGAACUAAUUAUUCUGUACUGUUUUGGAACAAAUUGGUUUUGUAAUGUUGAGGCAAGUAAAAUGCUCCAUGGAUUUGGUGGGUAAUGUCUUGUUGCAUAUACAAACCAUGGGCUUAUGCUUCUCUAAAAACCAAUCCAUUUUUAUCAUGACUUCUCUAAAGAGAAAAAGACUAAGGUCAAUAGGGGAAAUCCUUUUUCAACCAGUCAAGUUUUCAAGCCAGAUUCUGGAGACCCUGAACAUCAGCAUGGAAAGAGAAUGAGUGGUUGGUUGCUUUUUUUAACGCAAAUGUCUGGUAUUUAGACCUUUCUUUUCACUUCUGCAAGCAUUAGAAUGGGGGAUAGAUUGUUUCCUUCACUUGGGUCUUUUACCACACCUAUUUAUUAAUGGUAGCUUCUCUUACACGGGCUUACUUUGGCCAGUACUUCAGUGAUGGUAAAGGGACAAUUCCUUUAAGGAAACUGAUUGUCUGUGCUUGCCUAAUGAAGGUGGCAUACAGCUGGGAUUUUUUGCUACCAAAGGAAGGGUUUCAUGAUCUUAUGCAGUGUUAGGGGAUGAUCAGGUUAUGUAAGAAGUAUACGUGUAGCUCAGUACCAUCAGUGGAUGCUUAUUUGCACUGUUUUUUCCAGUGCACUUACGGAAACAUUACUUGCAUUAAUACCAAGAUUCAGUAACUUUUCUCUGAAAGGUAUGUUCCUAAUAAAUCUCUACCAUCUCUGUA
Dromaius novaehollandiae (emu) is the source of this 2242-nucleotide messenger RNA. It is a transcript of the gene MRPL22, whose product is annotated as mitochondrial ribosomal protein L22. The coding region runs from base 120 to 746 and encodes 208 amino acids. Gene Ontology annotation, biological process: translation. The record is from RefSeq and is a predicted model, not a curated record. Gene Ontology annotation, molecular function: structural constituent of ribosome. NCBI's taxonomy places the organism in Eukaryota, Metazoa, Chordata, Aves, Casuariiformes, Dromaiidae. The transcript has 7 exons. Gene Ontology annotation, cellular component: mitochondrial large ribosomal subunit; ribosome.